Messenger RNA from Ictidomys tridecemlineatus (thirteen-lined ground squirrel), 6224 nucleotides. NCBI's taxonomy places the organism in Eukaryota, Metazoa, Chordata, Mammalia, Rodentia, Sciuridae. The record is from RefSeq and is a predicted model, not a curated record.
AACCAAUCAUCUUUACAUCCACCAAAAGCUGGAAAAGCAAGUAAACGGAAGAUGCUGAGAGUUAUUCAAGAUAAAUAAAGUGGAAAAAAACUGAGAUUAAAGAGAGAACUGAGGGGAAAAUACCAUGUACUAAAAAGCACAGUACAGAAGCAGAUAGAGACAGAGGGAAAAGAGGAGCGCGAGGUAGAAAACGAUCCUGCUUAUGCCUACUCCAUCUCUCUUUCAGCACCAAGGACAGAGGCUCUGAGCAGCUGACCCAAACAGCAUUCCGUUGGGGGUCCUUCUCAGUUUCUCUGGGGGAAGCAGAUGCACUAGAAAGCAGCUAUAAGACAUGCAGUAAGGUCUAACAGGAAAGCUGAAAGAGCAGCACACAAUUUCACCUUAGAGGCAAAAAUGGGUGAUUAUCUUUCUGUUCAUUUCCUUAGUUUCUGUGUCCUGGGAAAGGCAAAGUUUGAAUUGCUUGGGUUUCUCUGCUGUCAGUAAAUGGCUGCAGCAGCUGACGUACUAAACUUCACAAUCUUCAGAAAUCAGAAGAAAUUUUUAGGAAAUUCUUUGGGGUCACACAUCCUUUCUUCUGGAUUAUGGCGCCUCUGAACCAUCUAAGUGGCUACAUAAAUUCCACCUGUGGGGCAGAAAAUUCCACAGGUGCCAACCGGGCCCGCCCACAUGCCUACUAUGCCCUGUCCUACUGUGCGCUCAUCUUAGUCAUUGUCUUUGGCAAUGGCCUAGUGUGUGUGGCCGUCCUGAAGGAGCGAGCCCUGAAGACCACCACCAACUACCUGGUGGUAAGCCUGGCUGUGGCAGACCUGCUGGUGGCCACCUUGGUGAUGCCCUGGGUGGUAUACCUGGAGGUCACAGGUGGAGUUUGGAAUUUCAGCCGCAUUUGCUGUGACAUUUUUGUUACCCUGGAUGUCAUGAUGUGUACAGCCAGCAUCCUGAACCUCUGUGCCAUCAGCAUAGACAGGUAUACUGCAGUGGUCAUGCCAGUUCACUAUCAACAUGGCACCGGGCAGAGCUCCUGCCGACGUGUGGCUCUCAUGAUUACAGCUGUGUGGGUACUGGCCUUUGCCGUGUCCUGUCCUCUCCUCUUUGGCUUCAAUACCACAGGGGACCCCAGCGUCUGCUCCAUCUCCAACCCUGAUUUCGUUAUCUACUCUUCAGUGGUGUCCUUCUAUGUGCCCUUUGGGGUGACUGUCCUCGUCUAUGCCAGGAUCUAUGUGGUGCUGAGACAAAGGAGACGGAAACGGAUCCUCACUCGACAGAACAGUCAGUGCAUCACUGUCAGGCCCGGCUUCCCUCGACAACUACACCCUACUCGGCAGUUUUCAAUAAGGUCCAGGUUUCCAUCAGAUACCACAGGAAAAAUGCCCCUCUCUCCUGGCCAGUCACAUUCGGAGCUGAAGCGCUACUAUAGCAUCUGCCAAGAUACUGCCUUGAGGCAACCAGGCUUCCAAGAAGAAGGAGAGUUGAGAAAGGAGGAGAUGACGCGAAACUCCCUCAGCCCCACUAUGGCACCCAAGCUCAGCUUAGAAGUUCGAAAACUCAGUAAUGGCAGGUUAUCAACAUCCCUGAAGCUAGGACCCCUGCAACCUCGUGCAGUGCCACUUCGAGAAAAGAAGGCAACCCAGAUGGUAGUCAUUGUUCUUGGAGCCUUCAUCAUCUGCUGGCUGCCCUUCUUCUUGACCCAUGUUCUCAAUACCCACUGCCAAGCUUGCCACGUGUCCCCAGAGCUCUACAGUGCCACAACAUGGCUGGGUUAUAUGAAUAGCGCCCUUAACCCUGUGAUCUACACCACCUUCAAUGCAGAGUUCCGCAAAGCCUUCCUCAAGAUCCUGUCUUGCUGAAAAAGAGGUAGCAGCACUCCCUGUAUCCACCUCCAACCACCAGGCUGUUGGACCCCUGACCAGAGCCUGCUCAGAAAGACCAUGCAUUGUCCUUGGCAUGUGGUAAAAGGAAGAUUGCUGGACUAGGGUGUCCCUGCAUGGCAGGUGUAACCAACUGCUUACUCCAAAAUAGAAUGUUCUACCUCCCCAGCUAACAUCUGAUUUCCUUCUGACAAUCUUUAAAUGGUUGAAAGCCCCUAAGUGAUGAGCAAUAAUUCAUAGAAGUUGAUAAAGCAUGACUCUACACAGACACACUGUUGUCACUGGAGGCCUGAUUCAUCGCAAUGAAGGAAAAAUGAACAGAUUUCAUCCUUCUCAACUUGCCAGGGGUCCUUGAAAUCUCAGCCAGUAAACCAUCUUGCGGAAUAGCCCAUCUCUCUUCUUUCAGACCUCUAAUUAACUGUCAGUUCAAAUAACCUUGUACUUCUGUGUACUUUUCCCUCUUGGUUGCUUUUUUCCUCUACAGUAUCCUGAAAUUUGAAAGGCAAGGCCAGUGCUUCUUCCUCUCUGUAGAUUCUAAUUGGCUACGUUUGAUGAGGGGACUUCCUCACUACAAAGGAGAGACACUGUCCCACAUUGGGACCUGAGCUUUGUUUCAACCUUGCUAUCCUUGUAUCUUUAUAUUUUAGUUCUAAGAAGCUCUUUGACUCUAUUCCCUUCUUCUCUGGGCAAUCUCAACAUGUCAACAUCCAGAGUCAUUCAAGAUGGGGAUGUCCAUGAAAGGAAUGACAGUUCCCACUGUGGUGACACUGUUGAAUUUGGUGGUUCUGAACAUGCUUUAGACAUACUUUCCAUAACACUAGAAGGUUCCUAGCUAAGGCACCUCCAUCUGCUGCUUUACAGAGAUGCAAUAAUUUCAGACCCUGUGACUUACUAAGGAGUGAGUGUUUGUGAAGUGACAGUCAUCUCCCAGGUUUUGAACAAAUAUCAACGACCAACACAGCUCCUGUCCUCAAGGAGCUCACUGCCUGCUCCUGUGUUUGCUCAUUUAUUAAUAAGCCUAAGGGUGUUAGGAAGUCACCUAGACUGCCAGAGGACCUCAGAACCCAGGGUACUGGGCAGGGUGGCUGUCCAAAGUCAUGAUACUAGUGCAGACUUUAGGAUCCUAGUGCAGAUCCUAAACAUCAUCACUCUAACAACUGAGAUAAAAAAGUAUAAGAGUAUAAAAGUAUAAAAUAAUUUGUAAAUGUCAUUUAAAAUUGCAUUUAGAAGGAACUAUUUACCAUCUCACCUACAGAAGCUAUUUUUAUUGAUUGUAGACUCAAGAUAAAAUUUAUGGAUAAUUUAUGAAAUAUUGUCAUCCUGAACUUUGAUAAAUUUACCUUUAAGAGGUAUUAGUGAGGCUGGGGUUGUGGCUUAGUGGUAGAGCACUCGCCUAACAUAUGCGAGGCCCUAUGUUCCAUCCUUAGCACCAUAUAAAAAUAAAUAAAUAAAGGUAUUGUGUCCAACUACAACUGAAAAAUAAAUUUAAAAAAAAAGAAAAAGAAGUAUAUAGGCAUGACAGAUUCCUGCUGCGAUACUGUUAAAAUUUUAAAGUGCACAAGAACUUGACAGGGAAUCCAAGGCCUCCCUUACUCCAUCUUUCUUCCUCUAAUCCUGAAGUUUAUAACAAGGAAAUAGAUAUACCUCUAGUAAGUUAGUUACCUGUAACUUGGGAAUGCUUUUAAUUCUAGCAUUUUAAAAAUGUUAUUAUCUAUAAUAAUGCUUAUACUGUCUCUUGGUAAGAAAAUUCUGUCUGCCCACUCAUUCUUGCAACAGGAAGAGGCUUCCUUUCUGAGGACCUCCUGCAGGUCUGUUCAGAUGGCAGCUGAGCUGAUGAUGCCACCUCUUGCAGAAGAUCUUCACAUCUUGUUGGCCUGUCCCCGACAUGGACAACCCACACUGCAGAACAUCCACUACUGAUUUGUUUACUUCUCUCUGAGCUACACUGGGUUUUAACAAAUGCAGGAUUAAAUUUGAAUUCUAUCUUUUCUCUGAAAGAAAGGGAAAGGCUAGUUGAAUGCCCACGGCCUCAGAGAUGGUUGACAUUAAUGGUUCAGAGUCUUUGGGUCCAAAACCAAGGGAGGUCAGAAAAGAGAUUUGUUUUUGUGAAUGCUUGGGUCAGAACUAAACAGAGAGGCAGAAAGGUUAAGAGAUUCACUCAGAACUGGUCGUUUCCUGGAUGUCCUAACUCCCAGCUAUGUGCUCCGAUCGUUUGGUAUCUGCUGACAUUAGAAAACUGAAAAAGCUUAAUUUGAAUCAAUACACAGAGAGCAGAGAGGGCAUGACAGGCAAUUAACUUGAUUCCUCCAUUCUACCUAAUUGUCUACUCAUCAGCUUAGGAAGGGAGUGAGUUUCCAUGACUACCUCCUGACACAAAGACUCACUGCAGGUGAUGCCAGUGUCAGCUCUGCUCUGCAGCACACUGGCAGAGACAGAACCGAGAGUCCAUGAAAAACACAAGGCCUGGGAUCUCUUGCUUCCCCCAACCUCACUUAAUCACCCCACCCCUGUGACUGUGCAUUGAGUCCCUGCUUUGUAUAGAAUCUUCUGGGUAUAGGGAGGAGAUGCUGACAGUGUCUGAAGGUAACUGUUCCCCAGACAUAGAGCUGGGCUGAGCCCAAGGUGGCUCUGACACCUUAUGUGAAAAAUGAUUGGCAGACAGUCAAAGGCUGAAGUUCUGGUGCUAGUACAGAUAAGUGACCUUGAGUAAGUGUUUCCAACCUCUCUGAGCCAUUUUCCCCACGAGGAAAAUGACGAUCCAAAGACCUGGCCUUUCUUACUAGACUGAAGAUUAGAUAAAAUCACAAAUUCACAUUGCUUCCAUUUCUUCCUGUUGUUGACAAAAUACCACAGAUGGGGUAAUUUAUCAGUAACAGAAAUGUAUUUACUCAGAGUUCUGGAGGCUAGAAAGUCCAAAAUCAAAGCACCAGAAGGUUGAUGUCUGGCAAGAACCGGGUCUCUUCUUCUGAGGGCAUCUUAUGACUGCAUCCUCCAGAUGGGCAAAUGCUGUGGCAUUUGUAGACAAAAUGCCUAGGGUAAAAGUAGACCUAGCCAGUUUCCCUCUGAUCCUUUUAUAAGGCACUAAUCCCAUACAUGAGGGCAGAGCUCUCAUGACCUAAUCAUCUAUCUCCUCAAGGUUUCCCCUCUUAAUAGGCUGCGCUGGGGAUUAACUUUCAAUGUGAAUUUUGCAGGGGACACAAGCAUUCAAGCCAUAAUGGAAGUGCUUUGUCAACUGUAAAGUCCUAACAAAUGCAUGAGAUUAUUAUUAUUAUCGUUGCUGUUAUUUUUUUCCCCUAUGCAGCUAUUGUCACACCUCUCUGGUUCAGUCUACUCAGAACCUCUUAAGUUAUUUGACACAAUCUUUUUGCGCCCCCCCCCACCUUGUGAAAUCAGAUUUUUCUCCUGUCUUUUAUUCCCUAAAUGCACCCAGGAUACUUCAACUUUGUAAGUUAAUUGCUAGACAGAGGAAUAGCACCUAAGAGGACACCCUUUCCUGUUUACAUGUCACGUGCCCUAGUAUGUUAUGAUCUAACACCCAGGUUGACAAUGGCAGACACUUGCCUGCUGAAGGCUACUUGUGUCCUCUGUUUUGCAAGACAUCUCUUUGUCCCUUAUGAUGUCUGAACCUGACAACCCUUCCUCUCACUUCACCUCUUCCUGCCUGGGGGAAUGAUCUUGGAUAUGGUGUGUUAGUUUCCAAGGGCUGCCAUAACAAGCUUCCCCAAACCAGGAGACUUAAAACAACAGGAAUUCCUUUCUAAGUUCUGGAGGCUAGAAGUUUCAGAGGCCAUGCUUCCUCUGAGGCUCUUGGGAAGGACUUUCCCUUGCAUCUUUCAGCUUCUGGUGAUGGUUGGCAACUCUUGUUGUCUUAUUGUCCCUUGGUUUGUGGCAGCCCAACUCCAGUCUCUGCCUCGUUUUCACACUGGGACCCACCCUGAUCCAACAUGAACUUAUCUUAAUUCUAUCUCUAAAGACUAUUCCGACAAUAGGAUUACAUUUAUAAGUUCUGCAGUUUAGUACUAACUUAUCUUUUGGGGGACAAAAUUCAACCCAUAAAAAUAUGGUGAGAGUGGUCUGGAACACAAGAGGAUUUGGAAUUUGGAGAACUUGGAAAAAUAUUCAAAAGUUAUAUCAUUCGGAAGGCAAGAGGCCAGAUUCCAGCCUUGGCACAUAGUUCCUUUAGUGGUCUGGGUCUAUAAACUUCCGGGAGCUUAACUUCCUUAUCAGUGAAAGUGUUAAGUCUGCAUUCCUAAGGCUAUGCUGACAGGCUAAAAAUAAUUCCAGAAGGAUAUAAAUUAUCUUCAAAGUCCUAAAACCCUGUAAACAUGGUUAUCAAUAAAAGUCAAAGUUGCUCAAAAA